Messenger RNA from Coffea eugenioides, 1041 nucleotides. Its product is annotated as 30S ribosomal protein S6 alpha, chloroplastic. Gene Ontology annotation, cellular component: ribosome. NCBI's taxonomy places the organism in Eukaryota, Viridiplantae, Streptophyta, Magnoliopsida, Gentianales, Rubiaceae. The transcript has 2 exons. Gene Ontology annotation, biological process: translation. Gene Ontology annotation, molecular function: small ribosomal subunit rRNA binding; structural constituent of ribosome. Bases 102 to 701 code for a protein of 199 amino acids. The record is from RefSeq and is a predicted model, not a curated record.
AUUCCUGUCAUUGCAAAACUUCCCAUCUCCAGUCCCUCCAAUCCAACAAGGAAUGUGAAUGCCCAGUGCCCAGAACUAAAGUCCCUUCAAUCCCAACAACAAUGCUUUCAUCUUCCUUAAUUUCUUCACCUUCACUCAACUCCCCCUCCCCCACAGUCCUCUCCUUCACUCGCUCACUAAACUCACCAUUUCCUAAAUUCCAUAAACCCCUCCACCCGCUAACCAAAAUUCCAGUUUUAUCAGUAAAGGCUCAGACUUUGGACUUCUCGGGUUCAUUUUUUGAAGGUGGCUUGGGUGCCGAUGAUGACCCCCCAAUUUCACCCGGCUCCGGCAUCGCUGCCGUUGAGGAUAAAGAAGAGCCCCAGUGCCCACCUGGGCUUCGACAAUAUGAGACCAUGGCGGUGUUGAGACCCGACAUGUCUGAAGAUGAGCGCCUCACUCUUACCCAGAAGUAUGAGGAGUUGCUUGUUGCUGGUGGUGGUAUGUAUGUAGAAGUGUUCAAUCGAGGGGUCAUUCCACUUGCUUACAGCAUCAGAAAGAAAAACAGAGCGGGAGAGACGAACACUUACUUGGAUGGAAUUUACCUUCUCUUUACCUACUUCACUAAACCUGAGUCCAUGGAAGUUCUCGAGUCAACAAUGAAGGCAGAUGACGAUGUUAUUCGGUCAAUGAGCUUCAAAGUUAGGAAAAGGAAGUACUGAUAUAAGUUAGUUUGGUUCGUUUAUCUGGUUGAGAAAGGAGGGCAGGUUGGAGUAGACAAACAUUUCCUGAGCUUGAGAACUGGUGUAUUUUGCUUGCCAUUUUUACUUAGAAUUGAAUUUAAUACGACACAAUCAGUCUACUGGGAAAAGCACUACUCAUUUGCUUGUUUUUACAGUGGAGCCUGAGAUUCUUGUACAUCUAAAUACACCGAUCUGUACGUUGAUUUGGCUUGUUACAACGCCUAAUCUUUUAAACACAUCUGCUGGGGGCAUUCAAUGCUGUCUCCAGUUUUGCUGUAUGUGCCUGUUUUUACAUGACAAGGAAUUCCAAGUUUUCUUA